This is a messenger RNA of Myotis daubentonii (Daubenton's bat), 6507 nucleotides long. It is a transcript of the gene GUCY1A1, whose product is annotated as guanylate cyclase 1 soluble subunit alpha 1. Gene Ontology annotation, molecular function: heme binding; guanylate cyclase activity. Gene Ontology annotation, biological process: cGMP biosynthetic process; response to oxygen levels. Lineage: Eukaryota; Metazoa; Chordata; Mammalia; Chiroptera; Vespertilionidae. The record is from RefSeq and is a predicted model, not a curated record. Gene Ontology annotation, cellular component: guanylate cyclase complex, soluble.
CCAGAGGGGCGGUCGCUUUCCCCGUGCCCCCCUCCUUGGUUCGAUCUCCUCCCUCCACCCCCACCCCGGGAAGCCUACUUGGUGCUCCCACCUGCGCAGUCCCGGGGGCCCGGGGCCGGUUCCCACGCUGGGAAGGAGCGAGGGAACAAAGGAGACGGCGCCCAGGAGCCCGGCCGAGGGCCCCGGGGACCUCCGGCGCCCGAAGGACCGGGACGGACAGGGGUGGGCGCCGGGCUGGCCGCGCCGGAGGCUGCGCCAGUGCCGCGGGGCCGUGAGAACGCGCGGGGCGCGCCGGGGCCGCCGCUCUCCCACGGCCCGGGCGCCCCCCAGCGCAGUCCGCCCGCCCCGCGCGGCGCCACGGCCUCAGGCGCUCGGGAGGGGGAGCUGGAGCCGCGAGGGACACGGGACCUCGGAGCCCGGGCGUCACUGCAACUUCGUCCCGCUUGCUACGGCGUGGGCGAGCCUUCGCCCUCCUCCAGAGCUAACAGCCACGAUCUAAGGAUCGAGUACAGAAAGCAGCAGGAAACUUACAGUGGGGCUGCUCCAGGGGCUCAACCGAAGAACACUCCCAUCACCAGUAUCCUUGAUCUGAUCGUGGCUUCCAUUAGUCAGUCCCACAUCAGAGGAGCAGUUCACCAGGACGAGAUCCACAGCAGGCUGAGGCCACUGACACCAUGUUCUGUACGAAGCUGAAGGAUCUCAAGAUCACAGGGGAGUGUCCUUUCUCCUUACUGGCACCAGGGCAGGCUCCGAAAGAGCCAGCAGAGGAGGUGGCGGGAAACGCAGAGAGCUGCCCAGCCACCCUGCCCAUCUGUCAGGACGCCCCUGAGAAGAAUGCACAAGGAAGUCUCCCUCAAAGAAAGACCAGUCGGAGCCGCGUCUACCUUCACACUUUGGCAGAGAGCAUUUGCAAGCUGAUUUUCCCCGAGUUUGAGCGGCUGAACUUUGCACUUCAGCGGACACUGGCAAAACAUAAAAUCAAAGAAAGCAGAAAAUCUGUGGAAAGAGAAGACUUUGAAAAAAUAAUUGCAGACGAAGCGCUUGCAGCAGGAGUUCCAGUGGAGAGCAUCAGAGCAUCUCUCGGUGAAGAGAUUUUUAAAAUAUGUUAUGAGGAAGAUGAACACAUCCUGGGUGUAGUGGGAGGAACCCUCAAAGAUUUCUUAAAUAGCUUCAGCACCCUCCUGAAGCAGAGCAGCCACUGCCAAGAAGCAGAGAAGAAAGGCAGGCGGGAGGCUGCCUCCAUUCUCUGUCUGGAUAAGGACCACGAUUUCUUAAACGUUUACUAUUUCUUUCCAAAGAAGAUCACGUCCCUGAUUCUUCCGGGCAUCAUUAAGGCAGCUGCUCACAUCCUGUACGAAACCGAAGUGGAAGUGUCAUUAAUGCCUUCCUGCUUCCAUAACGAUGGCAGUGAGUUUGUUAAUCAGCCCUAUUUGUUGUACUCCGUUCAUGUCACAAGCACCAAACCAUCCCUGUCCCCGGGCAAACCCCAGUCCUCACUGGUCAUUCCUGCUUCUCUCUUCUGUAAGACAUUCCCAUUCCAUUUCAUGUUUGACAAAGACAUGACAAUUCUGCAAUUUGGCAAUGGCAUCAGGAGGCUGAUGAACAGGCGAGACUUUCAAGGAAAGCCUAAUUUUGAAGAGUACUUUGAUAUUCUCACUCCAAAAGUCAACCAAACGUUUAGCGGAAUCAUGACUAUGUUGAAUUUGCAAUUUGUGGUCCGAGUGAGGAGAUGGGACAACUCUGUGAAGAAAUCUUCAAGGGUUAUGGACCUCAAAGGCCAAAUGAUCUACAUCAUUGAAUCCAAUGCAAUCUUGUUCUUGGGGUCACCCUGUGUGGACAGAUUAGAAGAUUUUACAGGACGAGGGCUCUACCUCUCAGACAUCCCAAUUCACAAUGCGCUGAGGGAUGUGGUCUUGAUCGGAGAACAGGCCAGAGCUCAAGAUGGCCUGAAGAAGAGGCUGGGAAAACUGAAGGCCACGCUGGAGCAAGCCCACCAAGCCCUGGAGGAGGAGAAGAAGAAGACAGUUGAUCUCCUGUGCUCUAUAUUUCCCUCUGAGGUGGCGCAGCAGCUUUGGCAAGGGCAGGUCGUGCAAGCCAAGAAGUUCAAUAACGUCACCAUGCUGUUCUCAGACAUUGUUGGGUUCACUGCCAUCUGCUCCCAGUGCUCGCCGCUGCAGGUCAUCACCAUGCUCAAUGCGCUCUACACCCGGUUUGACCAGCAGUGCGGAGAGCUGGAUGUCUACAAGGUGGAGACCAUUGGCGAUGCGUAUUGUGUGGCUGGGGGAUUACACAAAGAAAGUGAUACCCAUGCUGUUCAGAUAGCACUGAUGGCCCUAAAGAUGAUGGAGCUCUCUGAUGAAGUCAUGUCUCCCCAUGGAGAACCUAUCAAGAUGCGAAUUGGACUGCAUUCUGGGUCGGUUUUUGCUGGAGUUGUUGGCGUUAAGAUGCCCCGUUACUGUCUUUUUGGAAACAAUGUCACCUUGGCUAACAAAUUUGAGUCCUGCAGUGUGCCACGGAAAAUCAACGUCAGCCCAACAACCUACAGAUUACUCAAGGACUGUCCAGGUUUUGUCUUUACCCCUCGAUCAAGGGAGGAACUUCCACCAAACUUCCCCAGUGAAAUUCCAGGAAUCUGUCAUUUUCUGGAAGCUUAUCAACAAGGAACAAAUUCAAAACCAUGGUUCCAAAAGAAAAAUGUUGAAGAUGGCCAUGCCAAUUUUUUAGGCAAAGCAUCAGGAAUAGAUUAGCAAAAUAUGUCCCUGAUUAUUAGUCUUUAGGGUUUGAUUCCUUCGAGAAUGUGUGGAAUCUCUGAGAGCACUUUAGGAUGCAGAUGGAUAAAAGCAGUAUUAAAAUUUCAGGAGCUCACGAUCUACUUAUUCUUCCACUUAACAUGACAAACAUGUAUUCACUUCAAUACUUCAGCUCUUCAGUGAAAAUAAAAAAAAGAAACCUCGAAAAGUGACCUUUGGGGGAGAUUUCUGUUAUAUAUCACUUAUUAUCUGUACUCAAAAUUUAGCACAUUGUACAUAUAUCAGGUAAUUGUAGCAACCUAUACAAUGUGAUGGAGUCACUUGCAAUCUUGUGUCGUGGUGGAAUGCUAUGGUUAUUAGAGUGUGUUUGUGAUAGCAUUGCCUUACAAAAGCUUUUGAACAGAAAUUAUAGUCUUCAAUACCAUAAGCUCUUGGAACUUUUCAACUCUGAAUUUUAUUACAUUUUCUCAUUUAAUUUUUAGCUUAUAUAACAAAGUAGGUUGACGUUUUUCUCUGUUGCACUUUUCUUUUUUUAUUUUUAAGGAAAUAAGCAAUUCUGGGUUAGAUGCAAUAUGAAUAUAAAAUAGGUCUUCUGUAAAUAGCAAAGAUUAUUUUAUAAAAAUAUUCUCCACCACAUAAUGUGUCAUUAACAAUAAAUGUUUCCUUUUGUUUGACAUUUUUUUAUUCCAUAUAUGGUAAAGGCUAUUUUAAUUCAUAUUAGCAUUUUCAUUCUUAUCCAUUCAUUUCUAUUUUACAGUAUUCAGUAUAAAAGAGGCUGAUAGCCUAUAUUAAAAUGCAAUAUCAUUCUGAUUUAAUUUAACCAGAAGCAACAUGGGAGUAUAGUAAGCAUUUAGGGAACAAACUAUAAAAUGCAGAAACAAGAUAUUCACAACAUGCAUACAUUCUCCCACCCCACUCACAACACACAGAGGAAUUUGGCUCUAUUUCAGCAGACAUGCUCUAUUGCCAUGCUGAGCCAUGUAAAGUUCCAAUAAGAAAAUGUAAGUUCACAAGUGGGAAAUAAGACUUGUUCUUUUUCUGACUGUAUUUUUAAAUACUUGUGUUGAAUAAUUUAGUGUGUGUAUAUUUCCUAAGAAUCAUGAGGGGUUUUUUUGUUUUGUUUUGUUUUGUUUUUGGUCUCAUUAAGUACAAAUCUGUGAAUAUUUUAUUCUAGUGGAAAUAUCUCAAUGAUAUUCUUUAAAUAGAAUGUUAGUGUUGAUGAAGAAAAUUAUGCUGUGAUUUUAUUAUGGAAAAUUUUAAACAUUUUUUUCUGGAGCUUGAACUUUAAUUUUUAAUGAUGUUAGUCUAAGAUCUCUGGUGAACUAAACCUAAAUAGGGCUUUGAUUUUAAAAGAACUCAACUUCAAAGCAAGUGAAAAAUGAUCAUUAUAAUUUUUAAAUCACUACUAGCAUAGCCAUAGAUACACUGAACUCUUAUUUGGGGUUCUAAAAAAUAAUUCAAUUUAAAAAUUAUUUAAUUAUCUUCACUAGUUCCCAGGCUACCCUAUAGUAACCUCAGGAAUGAAAAGUAAUUACUGAUUGGCCUUUAGUAUCCCAUGUGUACCACUAUAGAUAUUACAAUGAUUAUUAUUUACUGAUUCCCCAAUAUUUUAAAGGACUAAAUGUGUCUCAUUAAAUACCAAUCUUAUUGUUAUAGGUGUUGGGAAAAUAUAGUUACAAUCUUACAAUUAUAUGAAGUUAAUAAAAGGAAAAUAAAGACAAAUACAUUUUUCUAUCUGUAAUGCAAUCCUUAGUAUAGGGAAAAUAAUAGGAAUUAAAGGAAAUUUAAAGGCAUACAAUAAAAUGUCACCUUUAUAAAAAUAUUUAAGUAGACCCUAAUUUGUUAAUUUGUUUUCUUAAGUUUUUAAGCUAAUUAGAAUUCAAAAAUAUUUUUUCUGUGUGUGUUUGUAAUGUGUGUGAGUUCACCCCAAAACCCAUAGAGGAAAAUAUAAUCUGAGUAAAAGCUAUCUGAGAAUUCCUUGUACUAUUCCUACAACCUUUCUAUAAGUUUGAUAUUUUAUCUAAAAAAAAGUAUUUACAUGUAUUUUCCCAGAGAAAUGAAAUAAUCUGUGAUAGGUUCCCCAGGCCAGCCUAUAAAGGCUCAUUAAUUAUGGAAUACUUUGUGGACCUUAAGCAAGAUGAACAUACAACAUUUCCAUGAUAGAAUGCAUUCAAAGUCCAUAAUCGGGUGCUAAAAACUUGAAGGAAUUUCCUUUCCCUUUCUAUUCAAUUUGGAGGAUAGAGGUUAUGGAUACAUUUCCAGAUCCAGACCACUGAUGGUAGCCAAGAGCAGAGAAUCUGGAAGGUAUGUUCUCAAGGAAACAGAGACCAAAAUAGGAGCUCUGUUUUAGGACUGGAAUUGAGGAUGGAGAAAAGAAUGGACAGAGAGGACCUAUGACAGGGUGGGGGGGCUAAGAGUUUGGAAUCUUUUUUUUAAAAAAAUAUAUAUUUUAUUGAUUUUUUACAGAGAGGAAGGGAGAGGGAUAGAGAGUUAGAAACAUCAAUGAGAGAGAAACAUCAAUCAGCUGCCUCCUGCACGCCCUCUACUGGGGAUGUGCCCGCAACCAAGGUACAUGUUGACCGGAAUCGAACCUGGGACCCUUCAGUCUGCAGGCCGACGCUCUAUCCACUGAGCCAAACCGGUUAGGGCAAGAGUUCUGAAUCUUGUUGCCAGGAUAACUAUCCUAAAAAAUAAUGUGGGGUCUAGUCCCCAUUGGUUUAGCCCAGUAGGUAGAGCGUUGGCCCUGGUUGAGGGGGCUGCAGGAAGCAGACAAUUGAUGUGUCUCUCUCACAUCAAUGUUUCUCUCCGUGUCUCCCACUUUCUUCCAUUCUCUCUAAAAAUCAAUGGAAAAAUAUCCUCAGGUGAAGAGUUUAAAAAAUAAUAAUAAUAAUAAUGUGGGGUGCCAAGACUGUUUUUCAAUCAGAUGGUUUUUCCUGAGAAUUCCACGAGCUGUUUCAUUUGUCCAGAUUUUUUUUAAUUUUCACUCACAGCUUCUUGCCCAAUUAUUAAAUGUCCAGUACACAAAAUAAAUUUGCCUUUAUACCUAUUUCUUAAGCAAGCAUAGAGUUCCGUGGUUGUUUUCUAAAGAUGUCUGCAUCAAGAAGCAAAAAGAAAUAGAGUUAAAAAGUGUCUUCCCACUUUUCUUCAUCUUUUUAUUUCUAUCUAGAUUUUGUAAGAAAAGGCAAAGUUUGAACCUAGAUAUGAAUAGGUUCACUUACUCAUUUUCAUUUAUUUAAUCAUCAGUUCUUGAAUAACUACCAUGUGCCAGGAAUAAUGCUGUUUUUUGGAAUUCAGAGAUAAGACAUGACCCAUUCUAUCAAGAAAAUAAAAUUAAAAAUGAACAUAAGAUAAAUAAUUUCAAAAUUCUAUGGGAGCACUUAGUGCUUGGAGAAGUGUCUUGGUCUUAGAGGAGUUCAUCCAGCAGAGAGGGAAGGACUUGACCAAGCAAGUAAACCAGCACACACGAAGAAAUGGAGUCUUGGGGGUGCAUAGCCUGUCCUAGGUGGCAAGUUGCCCGGGAUGAGGUGGAGGGGAAGAGAAUAAGGACAGAAAGACCACUUAGCUACAGAUCAUGAAGAGGGCUCUUUUUUCAUGAUAAGAUGUGUGAUUUUGAUGAUGGUGACGGUAUUCAUCAUCAUUAUUCAUUUCCAUAAACCGCUUUGUUCAAAACAAAUCUUACAAAUGGAAAAAAAAAAGUGCAAAACAGAAAAAAGAAGCAGACCAUUAGCUUCUACUUCCUUCCCCAACACUUUUUAAA